Molecule: messenger RNA, 2167 nt
Organism: Ixodes scapularis (black-legged tick)
Lineage: Eukaryota; Metazoa; Arthropoda; Arachnida; Ixodida; Ixodidae
Product: cytochrome P450 3A14
Exons: 14
Coding region: 11-1585 (524 amino acids)
Molecular function (GO): monooxygenase activity; iron ion binding; heme binding
Source: RefSeq, a predicted model, not a curated record
GCAAGUCGCCAUGGAGUCGCUGUCUUUCUGGUCCUACUUCAAGAUCUCGGCGUGGACCUUCGCUGUGGCACUGGCCGUUUACAGCAUAUUCCGGCUGAUCAGUUGGCGCAAGAAGACGUUCUCGUAUUUCAAAGAUAUUGGGAUUCCCGGCCCGGAGCCCAGCCUACUGUGGGGAAACUUGGUGGGGUACCACGGAAAGGGUCUCGUGAAUGCUCUGACCAGGUGGUGUGACAAGUACGGCGAUGUCUUCGGGUUCUACAAUGGUGACGUCCCAACCAUAGUGACCAAGGACGUAGAUUUCCUGUCGUUCAUCUUCAUCAAGAACUUCCAAGACUUCACGAGUCGGGGGAUCACGAUGCGGACUGACGAGGAGCAUCCAUUCCUGGGUCAAAGCCUCCUGCACGCCAGAGGUCUUCCCUGGAAGCGCACCCGAAGCUGCGUCUCGUACGCGUUCACGUCCAACAAAUUCAAGCAGAUGAUUCCCUACAUGUCCCAGGUGGCAGACAUUUUCGUGGAAAUCCUCGGUGAAAAGGCGGACGAGGGCAAAGAGUACCCGAUGCUCUGUCUCUUCCAAGGCCUGACCAUGGAUUACGUCGGACGCGCUGCAUUCGGCUUCGACUGUACAUUCCAGCGGGAUCUGAAACAUCCCUUUCUCAGGACGGCUCAAAGUGUGCUUCCUGGAGUCAUGACAGGACCGUUCCAUUUCCUGGCCCAAAGUACGACCACUGUUCCCUACUUUACGGCUCCCCUCCUUUGGCUGAAUGCGAAGCUGGGCACAUUUACCUACGAUGUCUUCAACAAACAGACCAUGAAGGUAGUCGAGCUCCGACAGAGCCACCCCGAGGCUAAGAAACCAGACAUGCUACAGACGAUGUUGGAUGUGGAGGCUGAAGAAGGACAGCUUCCCGAAGCACCUCAGCUCCUCGAUGCUGACGCCAAACUCUACAAGAGAAUGAGUCCCGAGGAAGUGGCCAUCAACACAACGAUCCUGUUCAUCGCUGGGUUCGAGACGACAGCCACUGGCUUGAGCUACCUGGCGUACACCCUGGCCAAGUACCAAGACGUGCAACAGAAAGUGCGAGACGAAGUGGAAGCCGUCGUGAAAAAAUACGGUACCUUGGACUACACGGCUGUGACUCAAGGACUGAAGUACACAGCCAACGUCGUCGAUGAGACGCUGCGACUUUUCCCCCCUGUGGUCACGUUCACGACCAGAGCGUCUGUAAACGACUUUGAGUACAACGGCAUCAAGUACAAGGCAGGGACCAGUGUCAUCGCUCCUACCAUCCAGGUGCACAUGGAUUCCCGGUACUGGCCAGAGCCGGAGAAGUUCGACCCUGACAGGUUCUUGCCCGAGAACGUGGCCGAGCGACCCGCCAUGGCGUACCAGCCCUUCGGAGACGGCCCGAGGAACUGCAUCGGGAAGCGCCUGGCGCUCCUCGAGAUCAUCUACACGGGGGCCCGUAUGGUCCAGAAGUUCAAACUCACGCUCGGAGAGUCUCAGAAGGGAACCAUGAAGAUGGAAUUCCACGGCAUGGUGUCUUCGCCGGGCUUGGGGCCAUGGAUCAAGUUUGAGAGGCUCUAAGACCUCGUACCCGCCUGUCGCACAAACGCUCGUAAACUCUGAUAUUCAUACGCUUGUGUCAACAACGCGAACGCUUUAUUGUGUAUAUAUAUAUAUAAAUGAGAGUCGUUUGAUAAAACUCGGCCUGCGUUCAGUUUCGAGAACGCCACACUGGAGAUUAACUUUUGUUGUCUGCCAUCUUUUAAUUUUUAUAGUGUAACAAACAGUAAUCGUGUGGAACUUGGAAAUCUUGUGAGGGUUCUCUCUCUCUCUUUUUUUCAUGUGAGAUUCGCAAUAAUAACGCAAUUUUAUAACCUCCUUUAAAAUUCUUACAUCGAUGAAUAUCAAGGCCGAUUCACACAGUUGCGUUGAGUUUGACCGAGUGCGAGGGUUACUAUGGCAACAGUUGCGUCGGCUCCAACAAAGCGGGGUAAAAAAUGAUUUUGUUGGAGCCGAUGCAGCUGUUGCCAUGGCAACCCUCGCACUCAAUUCGACUCGACACGGCAACAUGUUCAAGACCGUCCAGGUAUUCCCAUCUACGAUGACUAUAGCACCUGUAAGGCAACGACGAACUUGAACAAUAAAAUCAUCUUUAUUCGUCUG